CAGCCAUUUACAUCAGUGCUUCGUACUUGACAUGUACAACAGUAUAUGUUAAGGUUCGCGUCGCGGUUGAUUACAUGGUCUGUUCAGUCAAAUGCUCGCGAAUUGAUGCAGCCACUUGUUGCCCACCAAUCACGAUGAAGAAGCCAUUCUGGCCCCCACGACAGCUCCUCGUGUCAUUCAGCUCAGACGCGAGACAACAGAUCGCGAUAUUAUAACACCCCAAUCAUUGAGCGGACAUUUUACUGGAAACGUCUCCGGUCUUGGUUUACCUCCCCUACAGGCAUAGGAAACCUUCCCUUAAGGCCUCACCACAGCUAUGGCGACAGGGCAUUCACCGCUGGCCUUUAUAGAGGACAAACAAGCACCUGUCAUCCUAAUCGAAGUGACUAGUGAUGGUCAUGCAAAGAGGCUGCAAGUGACUGAUGAUCUAAUUGACGGAUACAUUGAAAAUGAUUUUUCGACAUAUGGAAGCAAGAUUGAACAGCCAGCGAACGUGGAGACCAUUAAGUUGUUCUGGUCCAGACGCAUAGGAGAUUACAAUGGCAAUAUGACGCCGGUACCUCUGUCAUCGCAUACGUUCAGACGCAUUGCUAUCUUUGCACGGAUACCAGAAAUCUAUGCGCGCGUGCUGGACUACAAGGCGGCAACCUACGUCUUCGCUGUUCCCCAGCUGCCCACGUUUCUGCGGCAUAGGCCUCCAAAAGCAAUGCGAAAGCAAUACCUAAGUUUCAUCUUGCAGUCAGUACCCGGAGCAAUGUCUCAUGUGUGUGUGAGCGCUUCUUUCACCUACGAUUUCUCCACUAAACAUAUGUACAUCUUUAUGCAUGGCCUUGCAAGCAACAACUACGAUCGGUUUUCAUACGCGAUUCAAGGAGGCGCCUCCAGCAUGUCAGCAUUCCUAGUGCCAAGUAUCAUCGUGCGCUUCAAUCUUGAGCAGCGAGUGAAAGCACUGAACCUUUGGCAAGAUAAAAUCUAUUGGAAUGAGAGAAGGAUAGGCAUCCGAUUCGACCACUAUGAUAACCCUGAGCUGUCAAGUAUUGACUUCAGUACGCUCUCGAAAGACCUAAACGCUGUGAACACCAAUCUCGCAUUUAUAGUCCUGCUUUGCAAAAGCACUACACGUAUGCUCGAGUUUCUUGAUCAGGUUGCAAGGAGAUACAAAAGGCAAGCAGACAAUAAUGGGGUACCCGAAGACGAAUCGACUGAAAUCGAGCAAUUGCUCCUUGAUACCAAUUCCGAGCUGCGAUCCUGGAACGUGGGGCUUGAGGAUCGAGCAGAAUACGUAUCCAAGCGAGGACAAGCCCUAGUGCAAACUGUCUAUAGUGCGAUUGCGCAGCGCGACUCAGCGACAAGUCUUCGUUUGGCGAGCACGAGUACCAGUCUGGCGCAAUCGUCUCAAAGCGUAGCAAUAUCAACAUCCCGCGACAGUGCCGUCAUGAGAAUAAUUGCUGCGAUUACCAUUUUCUUCUUACCGGCAACGUUCACUGCUGUGAGUCUAACCGUGACACACAAAGUCGACGCAUGUCAGCCUAACAAUUGCAGACUUUCUUCAGCACCACGUUUUUCAGUUUCGACGAUGACUUAGGUGGUCGCAUAUACUCUCAAUGGAUCUGGCUAUACUUCUUGGUUACGAUCGCACUGACCUUAAUUGUGGUAGUAGGUACUUGGUUCUUGUGGCGUAAGAAAGAGCGCGAAGUCAUGGCAGCUUUGAUCACACCUAAGGAGGAACAAGGAACAGAUCCCGUGGCAUUUGAUCAGCGGCCGACCGAACUUGAGUUAGAUCAGUUUGUUGAGCAAGAAAGUGGAAAUGUAGCACGGAGAGCAACUAUCGCAAGGUUACGUACAGGUUUAGAUUGGACUCAGGCGAUAACCCAACAGAAGACGGCACAUAGGCAAGGGGAACCGAGCGCAUAGCGCAAGCUGAAACAAUGAAACAGCCCGUUAGCAGUCAAGUAUCAAGAUCAUAUCGACACUUGUCGUAGGCGUAUAUCACUCAAAGCCGAAGCCCGCACAGUCCGUCCAA
Messenger RNA from Alternaria alternata, 2023 nucleotides. RefSeq lists its product as hypothetical. The transcript is spliced from 6 exons. Lineage: Eukaryota; Fungi; Ascomycota; Dothideomycetes; Pleosporales; Pleosporaceae. The coding region runs from base 317 to 1585 and encodes 422 amino acids. The record is from RefSeq and is a predicted model, not a curated record.